CCCCCGCCUGUGCCCUUGCGAUCCUUGCGACGUGCCAGUCUAGUCACUCGCUCGAGAACUGGUGCUAACAAUCCGCCCGGCAGCCUGCGCCCAGUGCCACUGGUUAAGUAUUGUCGAAGCUCGAUCGCAACGCAGAUACCUGUCAUCACAACCGAUCCUGCGGUCCCAGGACAUGUCUUCCACGACAGGACGCAAGUUCACCUAUCAUUCAGCCGCCGCCUUCUCAGGCAAGCACAAGAAGCUCGACCCGGCGACCAACGUCUUCCACUUCAACCCGUACAACCACAUCCAGCCCCAGAAGAAACGGCCCAAGGCUAAGCGCCCCGCCAGCGGCCAGGAUGCCUUCUUCAUCAGUCGACUCGGCGGCUCCAGCAACUCGGUAGCGCUGGGUAUUGCCGACGGGGUUGGCGGAUGGGAGGACAGCGGCGUCGACCCGGCCGACUUCUCGCACAACUUCUGCGACUACAUGGCCUCGGCCGCGUACGAGUACCGCCCGACGGCCGGGACGGCGCCGCUGACGCCAAGAGCCCUCAUGCAGAAGGGCUACGACGAUGUCUGCAACGACAAGAGCAUACCCGCGGGCGGCAGCACGGCGUGUGUGGCCAUCGCGUCCGAGGACGGGCGCAUGGAGGUGGCGAACCUGGGCGACUCUGGGUUCGUGCACCUGCGGCUCAAUGCCGUGCACGAGUACUCUGACCCGCAGACGCACGCCUUCAACACGCCCUACCAGCUCUCCGUGAUCCCGCCCAGUAUGCUGGCCCGCGCGGCGGCCUUCGGGGGCGCCCAGCUCUGCGACUACCCCAAGGACGCCGACGUGACGAGCCACAGCCUCAAGCACGGCGACAUUGUCAUCCUCGCGAGCGACGGCGUCUGGGACAACCUCUUCAACCAGGACAUCCUGCGGAUAGCCAGCCGGCUCAUGACGGGGCUCGGCGCGUGGAAGGCGUCGGCAGGGGGCAUCCGCGUGGCCGACAGCCUGCUGCCCUUCACGACGCCCGACGCUGAGGGCGGGUCCGGCCCGCGGUCCCUGACGCUGCAGAGCGCCCUCGCCCUAGAGAUCCUCGGCGCCGCCAAGUCUGCAAGCACCAACCAGCGGCUUGACGGGCCGUUUGCCAAGGAGGUGCAAAAGUAUUACCCGCACGAGGACUGGCACGGCGGCAAGAUUGACGACAUCUGCAUCAUCGUCAUGGUCGUGUCUGAGGAGGGUGCUGGCGGCAGCGGCGGCGGCAGCUCGUCCGAUAUCAAGGCGAAGUUGUGAUCGGUUCCACGGACGUGGGUGCGACGAAGUGAAAGGGAAAUGACCCUUCCACAGUACGAAUCGAGUAAUGAAAUACAUCGACUGGCAACAGUACUACCGCGCACAUAUCGGGUCAAGCAUGGUUUCCAGGCAGCACCAUAGAAGACCCAGCCGACACGACACCACCAGCCGGGGCCAC
Microdochium trichocladiopsis is the source of this 1436-nucleotide messenger RNA. RefSeq names its product phosphatase 2C-like domain-containing protein. Lineage: Eukaryota; Fungi; Ascomycota; Sordariomycetes; Xylariales; Microdochiaceae. The coding region runs from base 173 to 1258 and encodes 361 amino acids. The transcript has a single exon. The record is from RefSeq and is a predicted model, not a curated record.